UUCUUAUCCAGGGUGGCAAACCAGCUGCAGAAUGCUGAAAAGAAGUUGAGCUGCAUGUCUUGUCCUUUCAGCCUGUUUCUUGUGUUCAUUUUGGUCUAUAAACAAACAUCUCUCAGGUCUCCUAAAUAGAUUUUCUGAUUGAGUUCCCAGAACAGACCACCACCAGCCUCAUUAAAGCUUAUUUAUGUUACUUUCAUGCAUGAAUAAAAAAGCUCCCAUUCACUGCUGAUUUUAUUUAGUUAGAUUCUGUGCCUUGUGGUAGACAUUGAAUUGGAGUGACAUUUUUGGCACCAAAAAGAAAAAAAAUAGCGAGACUGCGAGGAAAGUUUGACACCUGCAUCUUUUGCAGUACAAAAAGGAAGGGGUUAACCUGUUCUUGGCAAUAUGACAUUGAUUGAGGAUGCAAAGAAAAUACAGCUGUAAAUAUUUAGGAAGAUUCCCUAGUAGCUGGGGUGCUGUUUAGGGGGUAGGUGAUAGAAGUGGGACUCUGGAGGUGCAGUCUGUUUUCCCAGGGAUGCCACUCGCUCCUUGCGUGAUAGGAAGAGAAAGGUCACUCAUUGUUCCAGGUCUCAGCUCCCAGCUGAGAGUGAUGCUGUCUCCCUCCUCUCCUUUUGCAGCUUGCUUGUUUAUCUCACUAGCUUUUCAUCAGAGUAAUAUCCACUCUGCCUCUGUGCUGAGCACAGUAGGUCCUGCUCUUGGCUGGGGCUUCCAGACACCACUACAGGUAACAGGCAUGGUUCUCUCUUUAUGCUUGUCUCCACCUUCUCCGUCCCUGCUCCAGUGCUUGUGAGAGCCUGCAAAGAGACGCUGUCUUCUGUGGCUUCAGGAUCCCAGCAAGAAAUGGGAGUCUGAUGGACUGUAAAUGCACCUGCUUUGUUUAAAACCCAGCCAAACAGAUAAGUGCACUUUUAAUUCUCUCCGAAUGGUGCUUUAGACGUAGCUCUGCACAGCAUCUCUCUUCAGCUCAGCUCCGGUUUGGUGAGGCUCUGUGUUUCACCCCUGCAAAUGAAUGCUGUGUGGGUCUCACUUCAGCUGAGAAAUACCAGACAAUAUUGGUAUUUCACACUAAGGUAAUUAAUUGGUGUCUGAGGGAACUGCAGCUGAGGGGCUGGGAGGAUCCCUGGGCUCUAUCCCUGCUCUUCCAGAGCCACUGUCUCCAGCAGCCCUGUGAGGUUUUGGGACUCUGAGGAGCAGCUCUGUGGGACCAGACGAGGCUGAUGUGACCCAUCGGAGCCUCAAAGGGUCCUAUGGGACUCAUUAGAGGUUUGAUAACUAAACUUGGCUGGUUUGAUUGAGAAGAUGCUUGUGCAGUCUUCGCACAAUCUCAGAGAAACCAGCUCAUGCUGCUGGCAGGAGAAAGGGCUUUCUGCAUGUGCUUGUCAUAUGUGUGCAGAGAAAGUGAUAACCCUGCUUCCUCCCACCAGCUUCCAGGUGGGAAAAGAGCUGGGGAGGGGGGAGAAAAGACCUUGGUUACACUGAGUUUACCCAGGGCAGGCAAAGAAGUAUCGUGGGUGAGUGGUGGCAAGAAUUGUCCCCUCAAAGUUAGGGGAACAUUUUUAUCUCUCUACCAAGGAAGCAAUUUCUGUCUGCUUAGGUCUGCUCUAGAGGUGACCACUGUCUCCUUGUGUACACACCACUGCAAUUACUAAAUUAUUCAAGAAACCCAUAAAAUAGGGUCUCAUGUAAAGUGUAACUUUGCAAUAAUAUACAGCCAUGGGGCUUAGGGCAAAUAUUCACCAUAAAGCAAUUUGCUGUGUUAGAAUAAUGAAAAGAAAAGCACUGAAACUGAGUGCAUGAGCAUUGUUGGGGAUGUGUGGCAGGAGGCUGGACAAGAGCCAAAUUAUCCACUCCAGUCUUGUCUUGCCUGCUCUUCCAGGGAUAAUUACUAGUGUAAAACAUCUACCUUGCUAUUAGGAAAACUACAGCUAGGUUGGCUACAGCAAAUUUGGCUGUAGUAACUGACCUGAAUUCAUCUUACCUACCUAAGCAGAAGGUGAGUUUCUUGGUGAAGCUGCCAAUUUAGGGGUGAUAGAGAGAGACAGGAGAGAUGAGGAGGGGAAGUGGGAGGUUGCUGCAGUUUGUGAGAACUAAAUCUGGAUCAACUUGUGAUCCCUGAAGUAUCUGAAGUUCCUUCUUUUCUAGGAAAAACUUCACUGCUGCUGUUAUUACCAAGGAAUUUUUUAUAUUAAUAGAAGAAAUGGCACAUCUGUUAGUAAUGACUAAGCUCUGUCUUACAACAGUAAACAGUAUUUAUUCCUGACUCUGCAGUACUUUGAAAGCAAAAAAGCUUGACACUAUAUUAAGAAACACUGAUUAAAUGGAGCUCUAGUGAGAAAUCAGGGCUAGUUCAUUCAGCCAGGGUGGAUAGGAAGUUAAAAAAGCUUAAAUCCUCUCUGUGCACCAACUAAUGCAGCUUAAUGUUUUUCUCAUCUCAGAGAUUCUCAAGGUAUUGAUGGUUAGGUUGGCAACUUUAAAUCUCUUUUCUGCCAGUGAGCUGAAAUCAAAGCAUCCCCCUAUUAGAUCCCAUUAAAUUAAUCCCAAACUGGCUAGUUCCAGUCUGGGCAAUCUGACGUUACUCAAAGUCAAAUUUGGGAAUCAUCCCGAGGUGUGGCUGGCAUGCAACAUGUAACACUCUGUGCUGCCUGGAAGAAGAAGCAGAAAACCCUUGAAGUGUCUCUUGGGAGCUGUACUGAUGAGAUAGAUGAUACCAAGGGUGUUCUGCUCACCUGUGGUUUGGCUGGUACUUCCUGCAGCUGAGGAGAACAGAUUCAACAGCUCCUGUCCAGUUACUGAAAAAAAUUUUGUCCCAAAAAGAAGAUCCUUGAAUCCCUAACUCCUUGUCUUACAGGUGAACCUUGAGGACACUUGGGAGACUGUAGCUCCUGAAUGUGAUUAGAAGAAAGCUCCUGUGAUUGGAAGAAAGCCAUGGGGAAAGACAAGAAAGAACAGGCCGUCUUCCUGAGGAAGAAGAUCACUUUGCUGCGGGCGUUCUCGCUGCUCAUCGGCAGCAUGGUUGGCAGCGGCAUCUUCAUCUCCCCCAAAGGAGUCCUGAAAAACUCUGGCAGCGUGGGCUUCUCCCUGCUCGUCUGGUUUUCCUGUGGGCUCCUCUCCAUGUUUGGUGCCUUGUGUUAUGCAGAGCUUGGAACAAGAAUCACCAAGUCUGGAGGGCAUUAUAUCUACAUUUUGGAGACACUAGGGCCUCUGCCAAGCUUCUUAUUCCUGUGGGCAGAGUUUUUUGCUAUCAGGCCUGCCAACAGUGCUGUGGUUUCCCUGGCAUUUGGGCGCUACAUGCUGGAGCCGUUCUUCGCCCCCUGUGCUGCCCCUGUCCCUGCAGUGAAGCUCAUUUCUCUCCUGGGCUACUACACGGUCCUGACCCUCAAUUCCUGGAGCGUCACCUGGAGCGCGCGGCUGCAGAUGGCUCUCUCCGUUGUCAAACUCCUGGCCCUUGCGCUCAUCAUCGUGCCAGGGAUGAUGCUGCUGGCCCAGGGCCACACGGAGAACUUCCAGCAUGCCUUUGACAGGCAGUCGCUGGUUCUGGAUAAGCUCCCCCUGGCUUUCUAUGCAGGCAUGUUCGCAUACUCCGGCUGGUUUCAGACCGGCUUUGUGCGCGAAGAGCUGGUCAAACCCGAACGAAAUAUCCCCCUGGCUGUCAUCGUGUCUGUGAUCACGGUAAUUGUGGGAUACAUGCUCACCAACGUCUCCUAUUACACAGUCCUGGGAACAGAAGAUGUUCUGGCUUCUCCUGCUGUGGCUGUGAGCUUUGUGCAGCGAGCCUUCAAGAGCCUGAUCUCCGUGGUCCCUGUCCUUGUUGCACUGUCCUGCUUUGGAACCAUGAAUGGAGGGAUCUUCACCUUUUCAAGGACUCUGUUUGUGGCUUCCAGGGAAGGGCAGUGGCCUCCUCUCUUCUCCAUGAUCCACAUUCGAAGGCAUACCCCCCUUCCUGCUGUCAUGUUAAUGGAUUGGCCACCCUGGGGCUCAUCGUCCAUCGCUGCCGUCACCCGGAGCUGCACAGCCCCUUCCAGACCCUGUGAACAUCAGCAUUGGAUGCACCAUAGUUUUGAGUGGUUUUCCAGUCUACUACCUCGUCAUUCGCAGGCAGAUGUCAGACCGCUGCCGCAACCUGUUUUAUUAUCUUACACACAAACUACAGUUACUGCUGGAAGUUGUCCAACAAGAAAUCAAGACUUACUGAGAAAACCAUCAAAACUCACAGAAGACAAUAAAUAUCUACUCACACCAUUUUUGACACCUUUGGUCCUACCUAAAGCAGUCCAUGCUUUAAUUCUUUUUAGUCAGUGCAACUGAGGAUGACUGAGCCAAAACCUUGCUGCAAGUGUUCCUAAGCUUGCCAACUGGGAUCUGUUCCUGCCCUUUUAUUUUUUUUCAGAAAAGCAAACUAGUUCUCUGAAAUGAGCUUGCUUUGCCUGCAGAGUGUCUUUGAAACCAAGAUGCUAAUUUUGCAGCCUGGCCCAGUCCUGAGAAAAAUUGUGUGUGUAUGUAUGUGUGUGUGAGUACAGAGACAGUAUUUUGUUUUCCUGGCUUGGCAAAUAGAGGAAGUGGGCAUGUUGCAAAACUUAGAAUCCAAUACAUGGAAGCCAAAUGCAAGUUUCAAACAGAACCACUACAGCAGUCUUGUUGGGGAGAGCUAAUUAGAGAUAAGGCAGAUGGAUUGGAAAAGGGAAUACAGGGGGAUAAAAUUUUAUCCACCGGAAACUGCAGACUGAGAUAAUGAGAAGAUACUUGAAAUUCAAGUAUUAACAAUCUAGUCAGAAUGUUUUGCUUUGAUUUUUGUAUAAGCAGAAUGAGUUUUUUAGCCUUGAAAUGAUCUUUCAACUUUGAAGUUUACUUUAGUGAAAUUACAUUUUUAAAUGUACAAGUGCAUUUUUAAAACAAUCAGUUAAAUAUCAUCUAGAAUAUGACAGCAGACAUCCUGGUCCCUCCCCCAGCUUCCCAGACCCACUCCUUACCAGUGAUGUUGAAAAUUCAGAAUUUGGCCUAGCUCCAGUGAAAUACAAUUCCUCCUUUAAUUAGACAGGACCACUGAUGAGACUUGGGCAGAUUCCUGAAUAAAUGCAUCUUCUGGUGCUGUAAGAAGCCAUGAGUGACUUCACAUCCAAGUUUUAACUUGCCAAUUGCGCAUGACUUGCUGAUUUAAUCCAUAAAUGCUCAUUUGAACUAAUGGCAUAAGAAAGGUUUCCAUUAUUGGAUUACUUUGGUUUACAUUAUUACAUUAUUAAUGUGGUGAUGUUAUGUCCAGAUAAUACAGCAAUUACCUAUUUACAAUCACGUAAUUGUUAAUUGGUUCCUAAAAGAUGGGAAGUAGCAUGCUGAGGCUCCUCUAAUGACUGCUGGAAAGAGGAACAGCAGAAUGUGGAGCAUUUUUAAAUCCGUUGUAUCAAACAUUUAUGUACUUAAAAUAAAAACAAAGUACCAUUUACCAAUCGAA
Molecule: messenger RNA, 5446 nt
Organism: Zonotrichia albicollis (white-throated sparrow)
Lineage: Eukaryota; Metazoa; Chordata; Aves; Passeriformes; Passerellidae
Source: RefSeq, a predicted model, not a curated record